Molecule: messenger RNA, 2199 nt
Organism: Sordaria macrospora k-hell
Lineage: Eukaryota; Fungi; Ascomycota; Sordariomycetes; Sordariales; Sordariaceae
Molecular function (GO): protein binding
Source: RefSeq, a predicted model, not a curated record
AUGUCAUCUCCUGGAACUUCGUCCUCCAAAGCUUCUCCUGGGGGCACAAGGAUUGGGCGCCCACCUCAGUGGACCGUGUCGAGGUCACGGAAGCUGGCCAGACUGUAUGUCUACACAACCUUGUCCAUCGGAAGGAUCAUCAAGGUUCUUGAGGACGAUCUCUUCGCUCCCCGGAAAAACUCGGCCCAAAAGACAGUGCAUAAGAUGCUCGACAAUGACCCUCGUUAUCUGCGGCCCGAGUCACGAGUUGAGAUGGAUCAACGCAUUGAUUGCCUGUCAAAGUCUACCAUUCGCAAGCGAACACCAGGCCAUACCACUGGCCGACCGGGUCCCAAAGAGGUCCAGCGAAGGAUAUCCGACUGUUCGACACUAUACGCCGAAAAGGUAUGCUCGUUACUUGACAACUUCACGAUAGCGGAUGGAUCGGAACUCGAAGAGAUACAGCAACACUCUUGGUGGGCCGAGUCUUUCGAACCUCCAGAGACAGACGUUGACACCUUCCAAGUGUCUCCCAUCCCGGGCUUUGCGGUACCAGGGGAUUUUCUGACUGCCCAUACCCUGAACUGUGCUGAAGAUCCAGCAUCUGGACAUGGUAGCGGAACUUGUUGGUGCGCAAUCGUAGCGGAAACGACAAGAGAAGAAGGUUCAUGGCUGGCACCAACUGGAGAGAUCCGGGAAGAAGUUGGCGACCUAUUUAGGAAUCCAUCCUCGGAGGCUUGCCAGUUGCAUGAUUCAUUUGGCAACACCCUGCUUCACUUGCUUGCUGCCAGAAGUGCAUGUCAAGAGCAGUUGUUCCGGCUCGUACCAUAUGCUGGCGAUGCCUUGGGUCUUACCAACACUGCCAAUCAGACGUUUCUUCAUGUUUUGAACCCCGAAUGGUUUUCCAACGUCCCGAGCGCCCUGUCGUCUCUCCAAAGACUUCUUGACGUUGUUCGUCACUCCGAUCAGGACAUCUUCCAUAUCACCGAUGUCUAUGGCCGCACCUUCUUCCACCGGGCGGCAUCUCUGGUAGCAGACCGGGAAGUUUUGACCGAUAUUCUAACAUACUGCAAUGUCGCCAUUCCACUGUAUCGAGAUGCAUUCGGCUUUGAUCCAAUUGCCAAUGUCCAGCCAGAUCCGACCAUUCUACCACCGGGAACACCCAUCUACAGCAGCCCUAUCUCCUACUCCCCACACGAACUCCCCAAUCGCUCAAGCACACCCUCCAGGGUCCCCUCUCCCAGCAUCAGCGUCGCUGGUGUCCCUUCUCCUGCAGACGAAGGGUCCUUCCUAGCCUACCACGCCCGCCUAAUUCGAACCAUCCACUCAGCCUACUCCAACCCCCUUGCCGAGGACUCUGAAGGUCGUAACGGCUUGCACUGUUUAGCAGAAGCCAUCAUCAACCAAAAAAGCAUGGACGAGCAACGUUCAGCACUAUCAUCUACUUCCAGCAGCCGUCCACAAAAGCGCAGCAGACAUUCAUCGCUCUCCUUGGAAUUCACCCCUAUCCACGUCAUCCAAUCACCCAUGUCCCCCGGUCCCACUUCCCACCCCUCUCCCACCACCAGUACCUUCAGCGUAGUGACAGUGACAGAAAAGGAAAAUCCCCUUCCAUCUCGCCUCCGCCACUUGAACUCUCUUCUCCAUCCUUCCUCGGGACCCAGCGCCGUGGGCGUGAACCCAAACGCAUACGACAAAUCCGGCACCACUCCCCUUGUGGCCUUCAUCCAGCAUAUUCCCGAUCACGAAGACGACAAGUCUCGCACCCUCCAAAGUAUCCUCGAGACACUAAUACGUGGCGGAGCGAACAUUGAAGCGAGGAAUAAAAGAGGGGAAACCCCCCUUUUGAUAGCGGCGAGGCUGGGGAGGAAGACUGCUCUAAGUGUGUUAUUGGAUCAGGGAGCUAACGUGCGGGCGAGAGAUAAGUGGGGAAGGGGGGUUCUGGAGAUUUUGGACUGGGGGGUCUUGGGGUGUAAUGGGUCUGUUAAUAAAGCCCUGCAGGGACAUGGAGAGAAGUUGAGUGGAAGGGAAGAGGGGAUUAAGGAGAGAGAGGAGUUGGCGCAUUAUGCUCGGUUGGAGGCUUGUAGGGGGUUGUUGACGGGACGGAGGGAUUGGGGAGUUGGGUAUGUGAGGGACGUGGAGAAGGAAGAGGAUGGGGUGGGUGUGGUCGGGGAGUGGAGGGUUAAAGGACUGGUUGAUGUGGAUGAGAUGGAGAUGUGA